UUAGACAUAUGGUUGAAGUCAUGGUUGAAGGGAUUGAAAAAAUUUUGGGUAAAAGUUUCGCACCUCCUCGGGUAAGAUGAACGCGUGAUUAUCGAAGCGACUCCAAACUUUCGGUUAUUAACAGUAGACCCUUGCCUCCAAAAUGGAAUAAAAAAUGGUAACCCAAUGAUAUAAAUCCGGUGAAGUCUCUCCUAAAGAAUAUGUACCUCUUGAAAUACCUAAAGAAUGCCUCACUGCCUUUUUUAAGGGAUUUAUCUACUCUAUUUAAAUAAAUUUAAGGCUGUAUUCUUUGGCAACGAAAGCAUUCACUAAACCGAUUGAACCUUUUUUUCGUAUUGGAAUUUGUAAAGAAGAAUUUAGUUUAAUUUUGGCAAUUAUGUAUUUAAAUUCAGAUAUCCCAGGUUUAUCAGAAUCAGCAAGGGAUAUUCUUUCAAUUGAGUUAUCCAAAUAUACAAGAAUGUUACAUAAUUAUUUACUAAAUAAAUUAGGUCAAGAUGCUGGAAUUAAAAAAUAUGCUGAAUGUCUUCAUUUAAUUGCAAAUUCUUAUUUUGGGGCUAAGAACGUUGAUUUAUUAAUAACUUACCAAGAAACAUUCUAUUUAUAUGGAGAGGUUCGAGAUAUGAUGCCAGAUUGCCCUAAUGAUAUUGUCUAA
Messenger RNA from Meloidogyne enterolobii, 652 nucleotides. Lineage: Eukaryota; Metazoa; Nematoda; Chromadorea; Rhabditida; Meloidogynidae. The record is from the annotation of a GenBank genome assembly.